Anopheles maculipalpis is the source of this 861-nucleotide messenger RNA. Its product is annotated as microfibril-associated glycoprotein 4-like. The transcript has 2 exons. NCBI's taxonomy places the organism in Eukaryota, Metazoa, Arthropoda, Insecta, Diptera, Culicidae. Bases 1 to 861 code for a protein of 286 amino acids. The record is from RefSeq and is a predicted model, not a curated record.
AUGUCGUUAGGUAAAGUUGCGCUGCUAGUGUGCUGUGCAGUGGCAUUUGUAGCCCACACCAAUCAGCUUAACGAAACACACGCUGAUCUCAACGGAUUACUCUUUGAGCUGCUGCUAACGCACCUGGUUGCGCUUGAGGAACGACUUCAAACCACCCUACACGAGAUCGCCCAAAACCAAACCCAUCAACUGGAUGAGCUGAAGCGACAUAGUAGUGCUUCUUGUGGGGAGGUCGAUUCGUUUGCCAAAAGCAAUACACACCUACCAGACGUAAACAGGAUUAGGUAUCGUCGUGAAACAAUCGCUGGACUCGAUACCGAUCGUAAGCUCGACGGUGAGUGGAUAGUGUUCCAGUGGCGAUUCAAUGGUUCGCUCCUGUUUAACCGCACCUGGGCCGAGUAUCGGGCCGGGUUCGGUGACACACAGGCCGAGCACUGGCUGGGUUUGGAUAACCUACAGCAACUGCUAGCGCAAGGACGCCACGAGCUGUUGGUCGUAAUGGAAAGCUUUCAGGGCGCCACGGUGUACGCCCACUACACCGUGUUUGGCAUCGGAACGGUAAUGGAACAGUAUGCGAUCAAGGUGAUUGGCAAAUACAGUGGCACAGCAGGAGAUUCGCUAACAUUCCAUGUCGGUGCUAAAUUUACAACUUUCGAUCAGGACAACGAUACGCAUGAAUUGAACUGUGCUACGCUGUACAAUGGUGGCUGGUGGUUCAAGAACUGUUAUUCGUGUUUCUUAAAUGGGGAGUACGUCACCGAAACUAAAGGCGUGGAAAAGGGAUUGAUUUGGUUUGCUUUUACCGGACCUUUUAACUCACUGAAGUCUACCAAAAUGAUGAUUCGACAGCAUGGCAUCUAA